Messenger RNA from Haliotis rufescens (red abalone), 3448 nucleotides. RefSeq names its product cadherin-23-like. Gene Ontology annotation, biological process: homophilic cell-cell adhesion. Gene Ontology annotation, cellular component: cell-cell junction; plasma membrane. The record is from RefSeq and is a predicted model, not a curated record. The transcript is spliced from 12 exons. Lineage: Eukaryota; Metazoa; Mollusca; Gastropoda; Lepetellida; Haliotidae. Gene Ontology annotation, molecular function: calcium ion binding. The coding region runs from base 183 to 2432 and encodes 749 amino acids.
CUACGACACACUUGUACCUUACUGACCCUGUUAUGGUUAUAACGUUGACAAAAUACCGUGAGAGGACGAGGUAUCGCGAGACUUGUUUACUCGUAAUGGUGAAACAGGUUGCAAUGGAAUUAUUACAAAGAUGACCUGAAGUCUAAAACACCAGACGUAGGACAGUACUGAAAUCAGCAACAAUGGACAGAGUUAGAAUAAUACUUGCGGGGUUCAUUUUUGUGAACCUGUUUACCUACUCGGCUUCGGUUCUGUCCUUCAAGACCUCUCUCCAGGGAACUGUGUUUGAGUCUACUACAACACGCACCAACAUUGUGUGUGUGGACUGUGUAGACGACGCUGGCAAGCCCGUGACUGUCAGGAAAACUUCAAUUACAAACCAAUUCCAGUGUGGAAACUGUUUCGAUGUCUAUACAGGAAUUGACGCUUCAUCGGCUAGCAACUGGUGUGUUUUCUAUCUACCGAGUCAAGGCAAAUUGAACUACACCCUAGCGCAAGAAUACAGAAUGUCUCUUACCUGUACUAACGACGUUGAUCCGGCUAUCUCAACCGAUGUCCUAAUCAAGGUGGCCACCAACGAACCGCCAAGGAUCGACAAUGCACAACAGAUGUGCCCAACGCCUAUAAAAGCUGACUUUACGAAUGCGGGAGAUACGGUCUUUAACACUCUGAAGACCACCAUAUCAGACCCUGAUGGAGACACACUCUUCUGCUCUAUGACAACUAUACCACCGUCAAGCAACUUUGAGAUUGACCCAAUUACCUGCGAUAUUCGAGCGAAGAAGAAUCUGGAGAUGGAAUGCAACCCGUCCAUAACCUUCCUUGUGUCAGUCAACGACGGCACUAACCCUAAUGUGGGCCCUAUAGCAGUCACGUGUGCAAUAACAGGUUUCUUGAAAAGCCCACUAGAUCCCAAACUGAACCGUACAAUUUCGGUAAGAGAAGACCAUCCAAACGGAACCUCGAUGUACUCGUUGGACCCUCCUACAAUUUCGCCAGCUGUCGUCUACAGCAUCGUCAGCGUGACUCCUCCUCAAGCUCACAAGCUGUUCUCCAUUUCAAACGGUCGAUCAUCUAUAACCUUGAAUGAAGAACUGGAUUACGAAAACCCAUUUUUCGCCGAUAUCUACCUCAACAUAUCCGCCGACAACGGCAACUGUGACUUGGUGUACCAGUAUCUAAACGUACGUCCCAUUGAGGUCAACGAACCCCCUGUUCUCAACCCGAAAGUCUACUACCAGCAGGUCAACGAGGAAUCGAUCUACGUGAACCCAGGCUACCUUUGCGAGGACGAGGAUCGUGGAGACAAGUGCCAGUUCAGGAUUGUGGGUGGGAAUGACGAGGGCAUUUUCCAGAUCAACCGCGACACGGGGGAAAUAACUGCUCGCUACAACAUCGACAACAACGUACGAGAAUUAAAUCGUACCCUCCUCAUAGAAGCAGUUGACCUUCAGGGUUUGACGGACAACGUCACCGUCAACCUGAACAUCAGAGACAUCAACGACAACAGACCCUACUUCCGGCAAGAUGGGUCUGGCCUGGCGUACACAGUGACUGAAUGCACAGGUACUGGAGUGCUUCCAGUGAAUUUUGAGGCUUUCGACGAUGACUCUGACUAUAAAGGCAACAACAUCAUCACGUUUACCCCAGCUAGAAGCGACUGUAUACAAAUACACGCUGAUGGUACAGUGCACCUCCUGAAGACGUUGCUGCAGCCCGAGAGUUGUGUGUUGACCACUCGUGCCGUUGACCAAGGGGAAUUCCCAGGACCGUUGACGUCACAAAUCGCUGCCACGGUCACUGUGACGUCAUCAGAUUGCCCUCCAACACCAACGGUGGCUGUAGAUCCUAAUGAUAAUAAUAAUAAUAAUAAUAAUAAUGGCGGCGAUACGACAGUAGCUGCGACCACCGCCGCUGUAGGUUUGUCAGGAAAUGCAGCCACGACUAACUUCGACGCCAUUUUCGGCAUACUAGGAGGGAUAUUAGGUGCCAUCUUGCUGGGUACUCUACUGGCUUGUUGCUGUCGACGUUGCUGUGGAAAGAAAAAAACAGCACCGUUCUCAUCUGACCAAUCAGCGGCCAAUAAGAAAAAGAAAUUCGAUACCAUCAAGAAGAAAAAAGUUAAGGCAAAAGCUGCGGCGGCAGGAGGGGCGGCAGCAGGGGCAGCGGUGGCAGCACCGACCGUGGUACAACGUUUCCUCAGGGUCAGACGAAAGAUUCCCUUCCUCCGUGUGAAGAAGAGGGUGCCGGUUCCAGUUCGGACAGUGCGGCAGCUUGUACCCGUGCCCAACGGACAGGUUUUCCGGACACCGUACCCUGUGGCGCCACCCCCGUACUCUGUCAGAACAGCACCCGCUAAUUCGGUCAGGCAGGUGCUUCCAGCACCCCCGCCAUACCGGGCAGUGGGCACAGCGCCCGUUAGAUAUAAUUAGUUGUCUCACGUAUGCGUGCGCACAGGGCGAAUGCCAUACUCCAGACGUUGGUGUAUUAAACCGUUUCAGAGACCGAGGCCUGCGGUCAGAAAACGUUAUAACAAAACAUUACUGUUUAAAGGAUUUUAUUUCUAUUACUACAACGAAGGGUUAUCCAUUAGGAAUCCCGGAUUGAAAUGAUAUUCUCUUCACGCAUGCAUUAAGUAAUGUUUCAACAUAAAGGAAGGUGAAAUAUGAUUGUAAAUAUGUAUGAAGUAAAACAGUGUUACUGAUGUGGACACGUGACAAAGUAUUCAGUGGUAAUUGUGAUUCGGUUUAAAUGAUGACUUACGUCACGUGCUAACAUUCCACAGAUUAGGGCAAACUAACACUUAGAUGCCGUGGAAUAGGUCUUCACCAACCCACGCUUCUCGUAAAAGCGCGACUAAGCUUAUCAUAAAAGGCGACUAACGGGAUCGGGUGGUCAGGCUCGCUGACUUGGUUGAUGCAUGUCAUCGUAUCCCAAUUGCGUAGAUCGAAAAGGUGACUAACGGGAUCGGGUGGUCAGGCUCGCUGACUUGGUUGAUGCAUGUCAUCGUAUCCCAAAUGCGUAGAUCGAUGCAAAUAAUGUCAAUCAAUGGAUUGUCUGGUCCUGACUCGAUUAUUUACAGACCGCAAUCAUAUAGCUGGAAUAUUGCUAGGUGCGGCGUUAAACAACAAACAAACCAACAAACUUAGAUGCAAGCAACAGCAAUUGAAGAAGCACUAGUUUGUAUGUUAACUACGUAUGUGAUGCAUCGGCAGCACAUCCAUCAAUGCAUUGCCAGCGGUGACACAAAUCGCACAUAUAUCAAAACUUUAUUACAAAUAAAUGCAUUGUAUCUUAAUAUAUGUCCGAUAGGUCAUAGAUUGUGGUUCAUUACAUAUGUCGGAUAUAUCAGAUAUUGUGGUGUAUUGUAUUAUAUAUAACUUGUUGUAUUACAGUUUUGUGUUCUGGACAUAUUGUAUAUCUACAUUUGUAAAUAUUUGUAUGAGUA